Molecule: messenger RNA, 684 nt
Organism: Monascus purpureus
Lineage: Eukaryota; Fungi; Ascomycota; Eurotiomycetes; Eurotiales; Aspergillaceae
Source: the annotation of a GenBank genome assembly
CUUUACUGCAAUAUUAUCAAUAUACGGUGUCACAGUUCUUCCUUCUAGUCCUAGAAUCUUUGGCCUCCAAACUCACAGUCCUCCACCUGGCUCAGGUGGGAGUUGAACCUCAUCCUUAGUAUCUGUGGUUACUACGUCUGUAGUUCUGCAAGACACUGGUACUGCUCUUAUCCAGCCCUCUAAGAUGAUAAACAGAAAGAUCUCACGACCUGGUCAACACUGAGAUCCGAUAUUGGAUGCGGGCCAAGGACCCCAUCCAACAAAGGGGUCCUCAGGCUCAGCUCGCGGCACUAGCAUACAUGUCUGAUGCAUAUUUUAUUGGUGUUGCAGUUCAAGUAUACAACAUGCCAGGUCAAAUGGUUGGGACCAAAAUGGCCAUGGUAGCUAGUUUGAAUCAUACAGUUUACUUCCACCAGCCUGAAGUGGUGCAGGCGGAUAAGGGGAUGUGUUCUGAAAGAGAGAGCCCAUGGGCUGGUAAUGAUCGUGCACUGGUGGUCCAGAAGAUUUGGUCUCCUGAGGGAUCUUGGUGGCCACAUGUGUUCAAGAGGGGGUUUUACGUGUCCAAGUGCCCUCUAAGAAGGUGAAACUGAAACUUCCGCCUACAGAUGACAGAGUGAUAGGCGACAUCGUCAAUUCUAGUCCCAGAGAAUUAGGUCUUGCUUUUGCUAUACAUACCACAUUUUC